CCCAAAGUGCAAAAAACGAUUACUGUUUUGAGUCUGCUGCGAAGAUUGUAAUGGCGAGGUUUUCUGUGGGUGGAGAUGAUGAUGGAAACGAAGAGGGAUCCAGCAACAACAGACCCUUGCCCAAGAGACCCCGGACUUCCGUUCCCAUCGUAUACACCCUCAAAAGGGCCAGCGCCUCCUCCACGAAUUCCGGUGGCCGCGCCGCCUCCUCGAACUCCCAAAACCCCUUGUCUACUGCGGCUGCUCCUCAACCUCCAUCGGAGCGGGAGGUACGACCAGAGGAACGCAGUGAAGUAGAUAUAGAGUCUGAAGAGGAAAGCGACGAGGAAUCUGACUCCCAGUUGUCUGAUUCAUCGGAAGAAUCAUCCGAAGAAGAAGAAGAGGAAGAAGCAGAUCAGCUGAACCUGCAUACAGAAUUCGACUUUCAAACUGAUCCACAAAUAGAUUUGCUUUUUACUGGGAAUGGUACGGGUCGUGGGUCGGUGCCUGCACGUGGGGAUGCGCCAGCGCCCGUUUCCGUGACUCUGGUAGACCCGGAUGUGCUGGAUUGCCCCAUUUGCCUUGAACCUCUCAGUCCGCCCGUUAAUCAAUGCGAGAAUGGGCAUAUAGCGUGUGCAUCAUGCUGCAUCAAGAUGAGGAACAAAUGUGCAAGUUGCUGCUGGCCAAUUGGGUACAACCGCUGCAGGGCACUGGAAAAGGUUCUUGAAUCAAUCAGAGUCUCGUGUGGGAACAUGCUGCAUGGGUGCACAGAGUCAUUAAGUUAUAGUAAGAAACUUGAUCAUGAGAGGACAUGCAAAUACGCCCCCUGUUCAUGCCCCCAUCCUGACUGUAACUAUGUUGGUCUGCCUAAAGGCUUGUACACUCACUUCGCCUCAGAACAUUCAAGAUCUUCCACACAAUUCCGCUUUAACUAUGGGUUCCCCAUCUCACUGGACAAUAGUCAGACUCAUGCUUUCCUCCAAGAAAAGACAGAAAGUAUACUUUUUAUCCUUAACCGUUCUUUUGAGCCUCUUGGAAGUUUUGUCAAUGUUAUGUGCAUUGCCCCGACUUCAUCAAAGAGAGAAUUCUCGUAUGAACUUACUGCCAAAGAUGGAUUUAGCUCGAUCAAGCUAAAAACCAUAGCAGAGAGCAUUCCACAAUGGAUUACACAGCCUCCUGUGAAAAAAUGUGUUCUAGUUCCUAAUGACUUUAUAACCUCAGCUGGACAGCUCAAGUUGGAAGUAACCAUAUGGAAGGAGCGUGAAUUGCCAAUAUCCUUUUUCAAGUUUACCUCAGAUGGCAAGUAAUUAUAUAGAUAUAUGUACAUAAUAUAUCUAUCAGAACUUGUAUGUUAUCUAACUUGACCUCAUAGUUUCAUAGUCUUAUAAAGGCACCUUAGAUGGACGGACGCUGUUUAUUUUGUAGCAACUACAGGCUUAACUCAUAUAUUUGAUUGCUCUUACAUGGGUUGCUUUUGCUUA
This is a messenger RNA of Sesamum indicum (sesame), 1460 nucleotides long. RefSeq names its product putative E3 ubiquitin-protein ligase SINA-like 6. Gene Ontology annotation, molecular function: zinc ion binding. NCBI's taxonomy places the organism in Eukaryota, Viridiplantae, Streptophyta, Magnoliopsida, Lamiales, Pedaliaceae. The record is from RefSeq and is a predicted model, not a curated record.